Macrobrachium nipponense is the source of this 10949-nucleotide messenger RNA. RefSeq lists its product as uncharacterized. The coding region runs from base 104 to 2641 and encodes 845 amino acids. The record is from RefSeq and is a predicted model, not a curated record. The transcript has 13 exons. NCBI's taxonomy places the organism in Eukaryota, Metazoa, Arthropoda, Malacostraca, Decapoda, Palaemonidae. Gene Ontology annotation, cellular component: nucleus. Gene Ontology annotation, biological process: protein peptidyl-prolyl isomerization. Gene Ontology annotation, molecular function: RNA binding; peptidyl-prolyl cis-trans isomerase activity.
GCCUAACAAUGUCGCUAGUAGUGCUGAUUGUGGAAAUGUUAGGCAGAACAACAAGCUGAUCUAUCCCUUUGUAGAAUUUUUGCGUUUCAAAGUUCAUGGAUGAAUGGAUUACCGACUUUACACCGGCAAACCCAGGAAGCCAGUACCCCAUCUUCCCUCUCCCAGAAUGCCUGUGGGUGAAGUCCACAAAACAUUCAAGAUAUUCUGUGGAAACUUAGCUGGAGCAGCAACGAAAGAGGACCUCCAUUAUCUGUUUUCACAAUAUGGCCCGGUCAUCGAAGCAGUUGUCAUGGCCGGCAAAUUCUAUGGAUUUGUGCAUAUGGCCUAUGAGGAAGAUGGAUGGAAGGCAAUAUGUGAACUCCGUGGCUAUAUUCUUCAUGGGAAAGCCAUGGCCGUUGAAGCAUCCAUUAAUUCGAAGAAAGCAGCACCCCUAUACAAGCAAAAUAUCAUUGGAAAAGGCAUUAGUGCCUUAGAUGACUUUAACGAAUUCAACUCGUCAAAAGGUAAAAACUUCGAAUCACGAGAACCACGUCCACAAUCUUAUUCUCAGUCCAAGGUACCUGAAUCCCGAGAGUUGCGUCAGGAACCACCACCAAACUCAAAGCUACCUGAAACCAGAGAAUUACGUGGAGAACACUUCUCUUCGAAACUGCCCGAGCCAAGAGAAAAACUCCCCGAGCCUAGAGAAACACGAGAGGCAUUCCCGCCGUUUAAACAAGCAGUAUCUUCCUCGUCCCUCCAUGCUCCCCCUGGUUUAUUCUCUUAUCCACCUCCGUUCUCUGUUGCUGUCAGUAGUAGUCAGCCAUCGCCCAUUGGGCACACGCCGUCGUCCCUAUCCCAAGUAUCCCCUCUGUCCGAUUUUCAGAUGUUGAAAACAUUUGAUGCCGUCAAGGAUCGAGGUUCGCCAAAGUUAAAAGUGCAAUCAGUUGAUACUAAUUCCAGUCCACAAAAUACGAAUACUGAGAGAAUAGAGAAAGGAAUGUUAUGUGGCAUGUGUGGAGCCGAGUUUGACGAAUGGCAACGCAUGCCCAAGGUUCUCACGUGCGGCCAUACGUUUUGCUGUGACUGCCUCAUCUCUCUAUCUCGCGAUACAGAAAUAAAAUGCCCUGCUGGUUGUGCUUACGUAACUUUAACGAAUUCUUGUAUUUCAGGGUUAUCUACUAAUUCGAGCAUUUCUCUGCAUAAACAAGACGCUAGCUUAUCGCCGUCCCUACCAAUAAUGACGUCAGGUUACGGACAGCAAAAUGGUGCACAAAGCAGAGCUGGUAGUAGUCCGUUGCCAAUGGUAUGCUGCACAUGUCCGAAAAUCGCGGCGGAUGACAUGUGUAGUAGUCAGGGCCAUCACCUCAUCCCAGAGGAUCAGGCUCGAGAUUUAUUGAGUAGUCAACUCCAAACGACUCGUGACUUAACCCUUAAGCAAUUACGACAUGCCAUGAGCAUGAGGGCAUCCAUGAAGGAACGUUUAGAAAGAACCGUGCAUAGUGUAGAAAAGUUUGUAGAUGAACUUCGUAGAAAGGUAAGGGUAGAAGGGGAGCAGCUUGAAGAAGCAGUAUUACAGGAGCAUCUAGCUGACCUAACGAGGGCUAGCGAGGCCCUAACCGACGAAAAUUCGUUACCGCAGAUAAUUGAAUCCCUCCAAACUGUCCAUUCUUACAACUCCAUUAUUUCUUCCCAGAUUAAUCAGUGCGCUGCUAUAACGGCUAUUAAUAAUGCGACAGAGGCCAUAGUAAUAAAACUGAAACAGUCCGCGUUGGAUUCGGUGCUUUCAUCGAUAGGGUUCCGAAAUGAAGAAGCCUUUGUUAUGAACUCUUCUUUAGAGCAACACGCACUGUAUGGAAAUAAUGCAAACGUUUUACUACUAUAUAUGCUGUCUGAUCUUUUAUCGUCUCGAAUGCUGCAACUUAACUCUGUUAGUCCGAUUAGUCCGAUAAGUCCUAACCAACAAACUCCCAUUUCCGUUGCUAGCUCAUUGCAGUCCCAUAUGUCCCCAUCGAUUACGUCCACUUCGAUUUUAGAUAAUAGCCUCGGUUUAAGUCAUGGUAAAUUAGGUGGUUUAAAGAGCCAUGAAAUUAGUUCUAUAAAUUUAGAGCACAUACUGCAGACAACGGAAGCCAUUGAAGCAGGCUCUUUGCUAGGUUCCAGUGAUGGCAUUGCUGGAAUGUCUGCUGGUGCAGCUGGUGUUGGAUCCAAUUGCGUAACAUCUGCUCUAUCUUUAGGGUUGUCCAAUCUUUCUCUUCUUGCUUCGGAACCCUCAGAAAAUGGUCGAGAAGAACUCGAAUCAUUAACGGACAAGAAAGAACCCCAUCCAGUGUCAUAUGUAGAUGCUGCAAAGAAACCAGCGAAGCCAACUCCUCCUCCUCCUACUCCUCCUGAGAGUUCCACAAAGAUGCCCAUUGUAAAGCCUGUGUCGCCAAUGGUAAAAUCUGUAGGUAACACUCAAGAAUGGCAGCUUACAAACCCGACGAAGGCCAUAUGUGAUGCCGUGGGUGUGCAGCAAUUUAGAGGGCUCCGACUCCCACCUUUGCAUGGUUCAGGUUUUGUCCGACGACCAUCAUUUCAACCCCCUACAGCCUUGAUGCCGAACAACGCAGAUGACCUCAUGUCUUGUGGGAGCCAUUAUUCGCUGACUCAACUCUCCUAACUUUCAAGUGGAACCAUGAGAUCUCUGCCAUUGUAAUUGCUGGUUCAUAUUGAGUCUUCCAGCAGCAGCAGCAGUUCAACAUUAACUGGGAUAUACUCGCGUCAUAAACCACAUAUGGUUCUCAUUUGCUCUGGUAGGAAAUGAAAAACUUCUAUGAAAAGCUUGUUCGCUUUGGCUUUUCAUGAAGUUCCGACAGUAUUUCCUUCGUGCGAAUAUUGUUUUAUUGCGUUUCUAAUGCCAAAUAUAUUCAAAGAAAGCCAUCCGGAAAAGAGAUACCAUAUAGUGUUUGAUGAGUUAGUCUGGGUAACUGCAUUAAUAGGUAGCAACAGUUAAUGCAGCAGCUUUUAUAGUGAUUAGGGAUGCAAUCCUUUACCCAACGUCUUGCUAAAGAAACUUCGUAAUUAUUUUAAUAUAGCGUUCACGAAGAGUUUGAAUUCUAUGUAAGGGAUUAUCUUUGAUAUAUCAGAAUGUAUUGUAUCCUCAGUACUAUUUGAUAAUUGAUGUAAAUUUGAACUAAGACUUGAGUUUUGUUCUGUCUGGUUUCAUUACUGGAAGUGCAAUUUUUCUUUGUGUUUUGGUAUUUUGAGUACAGAAUUGUAUUUUAAAUAGUUUGUCAUCUAAUAGAAUAGUAAAUGGGGUGCAUAGAUGUACUGUAUAAUACAUAAGUUACUGUUAUUGGAAUGUAGCUUAAUUAUACAUGUCUCGUACCAAUUUUUUGUGCACAUAUCUUAGUUAUCUUGUUAUAUAUAUUUUGUGUCAUUAGUUAAGUCUUUGUUAAAGAUGGUUUUGUCUUGUGUGCUCAUAUUAGCGUGUUAACAUUUCACUUGGUAUUGAAAUACUGUACGAAGUGAAUCUUAAAUGUUUGAAAUCAUUAGUAUUCAUUAUUUAUACAGUUACAGUAUAAAGAAGAAAUUCAUACAUCUCACAGGAUUCAUAGAUUAGGACUAAUAAACUCAAAAAUGUUAUAUGAAAAAACCAUCUAGCAAUAAGGAAUUUAAUGUACAAUCAAUAUCGUAUUGUACUCUAGUAUGUAUUAUUCAGAAUAUGGCGUUGGGUAUGGUGUUUAAAAGAUUCCUAAUUGAUUGGAUAGUUCAAGGCAAUGCUGAUUUAACUAGUUAUAACUGUUGGUAGCAUGCAUAUGUCCCGGAUAUAUAAAAUAGCCAGAUCUUUCCAAAAUUGGUGUUUCCUGGGCACAACAGUAUGUGAGGAAAUAUAGUGAGAAUAUUCUCAUAUUGCUAUUCAAAUACAGUAGAACUUGAGAAAUUCAGAUUAUAUAAAUUGUAAAGAAUACGUCGAUGAGCAGCUGUGCUUCUUACUGCUGAUGUGCAGGCAUGGUGAAUGUGUAUUUCCUCUCCGCUGUUAUAUUUCGUUUAACUUUUCCCUGGGAACUCUUGCUUUACAUUCUGAUUUUGUCUAAUUGAAAAGAGUUGGUAGGAAUCUUGGAAAUUGGUAGAUGAUUGUGUUUAUCACUUGCCAGAGUUUGCAGGAUUUUGCACUAUUCUGUAAAAUGGAUGGCAGUUGGACACAACACAUGGAACUUAUUCUAUACUGUUGUUUUUCAUUUUAUUGUCGUCGUCUUACGAAGAUUUGGAAAUGGGUUUUGGUCAUGUCAGUUUGUGUUGAGGAACAUACACUUAAGUUUUCCAAGACUUCAGAGCCUACAUUUUGCUCUCUCAUUCUACACUUAGCAUUAGUUUUCAGUUGAAUAUUCUUCCCUAAUGCAUUAGUGAUUGUUUCACCCAUUUUACUUCAGUUUCUGUUGGUUUGUAUUACACUCAUGGUAAAAUACUUUUAUAUGUUAUAAAAAGAAUAAAUAAAAUUUUUGAAGUUCUCGAUCAUUCCAUUAAAAAAAUCAGUACAGUACUUGGGUGAAAACAAUACUCUAUAUACAUCUUAAAUUACAGUUUCUUCUUCACCUGUCACGUAUUACUGUUCUCUUUCUCCUCUUGAUUGCGAAGAGGCACGGUAGUUUUAAGAAUUGAGUUGUAUGGUACUGUAUUAGGUGUAUAUAUGAUACAUGAUGUUUGGAUAGCUGUUUUACCUUUGUUCGUGUAACUUCAGUCCCCUUCAAAGAAAUGAGUAAGAGUAUUUAAAUCAAGAGUUCCCUCCUUUUUUUUCACGAAAAAUACUUAUAGUCGUUUGUAUACCGUGUCAGGUAAAUCUCUCUAUGUACAAUAUUGCGAUUAAUUGUGCAGCGUAUAUAAAACAAAAAGAAAGGCUUCUUUAGGAUAGAAGUUUGCUCUCACAUUUAUCAUUUAUAUAAAAGUUCUAGACAUGAUCUCUGUAGGAAUUUGAUCUGGAGGUAGCACAAAAAGUUAUUCAUUACAUUAAAAAAAUUUUUAUAUUGAAUAUUUAGUGCUUUGAUCAUAGUUAUUGUGUAUGUUAAGUACAUGUCCUCCUCUGAAAUGCAUUAGGAUUUAUCGUUCAGUAAGAAUAAUUUUCAUGGCUAGUUCCUCAAAGGAUUUUGCAGGUUUAACAAAAAUACUUUUCAUGGCUAUUAUUUAAUGGUCUUAAAUCCUAUGAAUAAUAUCUUGCAGUUGUAUAAGAUAGGUUUAUUUUUGUGUUAAUGAUUAAUGUAUCAUAGGUUUAUUUUUGUGUUAAUGGUUAAUGUAUCAUAGUUUUUUUGGCUAGUCUUGAAUUUGACAGUAGCCCAUGGAUUGAGCAAGUUACACAGUUUAAAUUAGUGUUUCAGAAGGCUAGUAGAUUUUUUGCUCGAUAUUUAUUUUAUCUCCAUUCAUUUUUUGAGGGCAGUUAAUGUAUAAAUUAUUGAUAAUAUUUUCACAUCAAAAACAAUUCUUAAAGUUAUUAACCUGUUAGUGUAUGGGUUAUUGUUAUGUUCUCUCUGUCUAGUUUGAAAUUUAAUGCAGGAUUCAGUUUCCCCAUUUUGAAUUGAUAUUUUGCAUAAUAACGUUAUAUUUUUCUUUUAAACUUAUAUUUUUCAAUUUUCCUUUUGAUAGUAUACAGUAUUAGGAUUCUAACAUUGAAUGUUAUAUCUGAAUAUUAUUGAUAUUUUUCCAUUUAGUAACUGAUUCACACUUUGAGAAGUGCAAUUGUUCCUUGUUUACUUGCAUACAAACCUUUGUUUUACAUAAAGCUAAACUUCCAGACUUUAAGAUUGGAAAUUGCUCAUAGAGUCUUCUAUCUACCCUAUGUAAUUGUUUGUUACAUGGCAAAUGUUUAAAGAAUCAUAAUUCCCCAGCCAAGUCAUCCAAUGUGUUUGAAGUGCAUAUGUCAAUGCUAGGUUGAACCUGUGUCUGCUCAACACAACUUUGCUUUUAUCAUCUGCUGCAAUUCAAAAUCUUUAGUUAGAUUAUGGGUACUAGCUUUUUUUUCUGAAAUUGAGUUUAUCAGUGUAACUUGUGUCUGCCAAGGUGAUCAUCUUCAGGGUACAGUAUGUGCAUUUCUGUCAGUCAUGAUUUUUAUGCAUAUGUUGCUCAGGAUACCAAACAUGCAAGACAUUUGAUCAGGUAGCAGAGGCCAGCAUCUGGAUUUUUUUUUUCUGUCCUGCUCAAGACCUUAAUAUUUUUUUUAAAGCUGAUUAGUAUUUAUGUGCUGGUAAAUUUAAUCCAUGUAUUUGUUUUUUAUAAAUGAUUACUAUGAAUGAAGUCGUUAAUAUAAUUUGUCCUUAUGAGAAUUUUUUUUUUGUUUAUGUUGAUAAUCUAAUCCUUAUUUAAUAUGGCAUACCAUUAUUUUGCUCAGGACAAUUUCAUAUAGAUCAUACUGCAAAGGAAGUCAUGAAGUCCUAUGAACAUCUAAUACUCUACUACCCUCUAGUGUUUAGUAAUUGCCAUACUUCAUAUUAUAACCUUUCAUUGGAAGUGUUAAAUACUAUCCAGUCUUAGUUUAGAUAUGUGGUAAGUUUUAAGCAAACAACUUUAAUCUGCCAUGUUGUCUUUCCCAACCAUGAGUUUGGUAGUUUUUGAUUAUUUGAUAUGAGGGUUUGUAUAUUUUUUAAUAAAAAAUCAAAAUUUGUUAGGGAUUUAAGUACAUUGUAGGGGUAAUUAGACAAUUGAUAAAUUUUAUUCUUUUGGCCUCAGCUUAUGAAACCAUACCAGUUGGUAACUACUGCUGUUCCUCCAUUUGAUCUUUGUUCCUUUUAGAGAUCAUGCUUAGAAUAGAUUAUGCAUAGAUAACAGGAAUUUUUAGUAUUCUUUAAGUCUUGGCUUUAAAGAUGUUACACGAACAUAAAAUGCUGCAUUUUAGUCCAUUAUCUACAGAGAGGGAAUUACAUGAAAAAAUCCGAAGCCUUUUAUAUAGGAAAUGAGCUUGAGUCAAGCUCUCGUGUUUUAUCGUCACGACAAAUUCUAUCGGAUACUUUUGAAUACUAUAUUGCGAAUGAUAGGUUAUGCACUACCCAGUGAACUCAUACCGUAAGAGUUUAUAACACUUUAAAGUCUAGGAUGUCCUUUUGAUACAUCAGACGACAUUGCCAUAAGGUUACCAAAAUUUGUUUUAUGACUUAACACCAAAGCAUUUUUUCUGUUUAUAGUGGAAUGUCAGAGCAGAAAUGACUUAAUCACGAAAGAAAUAGUUUUCAUAUAGCAUCCACCUUUGUGCUUUGUCUCUUGCCUGGUUUAUUGAUACAGCAUCUGAAAAAAAAAAUUAAGUUUUGCACAAUUUGUGAAGUUUUCUUUUACCCUGAUGUCUGUCCUGGGUCCAUUUUAUUGAAGCGUUUCUCAUCAUAGUGAAUAGAAAACCUGGGUAUCAGUUUCAGAUUUAUUGUAUGUAUAUGUAUCUGACUGAACAUAAUUCUGUUUCUUGUGUUAUUUACAUUACAAAGUGACAUAUCAUGCCUAUAUCUCGUGUAUGAGUUUUCAGCCUAAUACAAUGGGUAUAAUUAAUAUUUGACUGAUUUUGGACCUUAAUUUUGUUGUUACUGUACUGUGUAAUGAAUUACUGAGCUGAUUUUUAAUGGAGUCUGUAAAUUAGCUAAAGGAAUUUAUUUUUUUUUAUUUUUAUUUUACAUGCAUACUAGUAUUUUUUUUUUACGUCUCCUGAUUUUCAUAUCUUUUCUAGUUUCUCAGAUUUUUACACUUCUGUUCUAUGAUACCAUGGAGUAAAAUGUUGCUUAGUGGUUGCAUUGACUUCUGCAAAUGUUAUAUCAGUUUUGUGAAGUUUACGGAUGUCUGCUUUUAAUUGAAAGGGCUGAUUAGGAUUAUAUUUUUCUUUGAACAUUUUAAACAUCGAACAGUACAGUGAAGUAAGUGGUAACCUGCCCAACUUUGGUUCUGAUGUUAUUUAUUUAUGUUUUUGCAAGCCCAGUUGAAAGGUAUAUUUUCAAGGAACUAUGAAUUUGAAGUCGACCUGUUUUUCUCAUACAGGCUCAUCUUUGUAUUCACUUUAAUUAGUUGCAUUGGUUUAUGGCACAUUUUUUCUUUUCUUUUUCAACUGUUCAGAAAUUGCAUGUGUAAAAAGAAGAAUCUGGAGGUCUGUAUCAUUAUUAUCAGUCAUUAUCGUCAUGGGAAAUUUUUUGUUUCAAAAAGAUAAGGUUUGUAUAGAUCUAAGAUUCAGCUUUUACACUUUCCAUUAAGCUCAUGAAACCAUGGGAAAAGGAGUUAUACAAAAAUCUAGACCUGACUGGGAGGAAUAGGGAAAAGCACUGGCCAGAAGUCAUUUCACAAUAUAAAAAUGUUUGUGAUAAUGAGUUUUAUCAUGUUAUGUAAUGGUAGUAUACCACUCCUAAAGUCGGGGUUGUCUUUAGAUCAAUACAGUUCUCGUGAAGUUAGGUUCAUCAUAAGAAAUGUCAAAUUUGAGCCAAGAGGUGAAAACGGUUUAUUAAGUUAGCCUAAUAAGUGUUCUGUAUAGUCUCGAUGGUUGUUUUAGGGAUAGAACCACCUAGUCCACUAACCUAUUGAGUUUAUAACAAACAUUAAGCUUUCAUGUAAGGUCAUAUUUGUUCAUCUUCUUCUACCCUUUAAAAAUUUCAUAAUAGUUGUUAGUGAUUGCAUAUAGUUUGCUGCCAGUAGUGAAUUUUCUUAAAAUUUGCGUUAAUCUUCGAGUAUAGUGUACACAAAAUUCAUAAUAUCCCUGAAGAUUUUUCGAGGUGGUCCUCUUUUCUAGCAGCAAUAGCAUAACACUGCUCCUUUUUCUUUUCCUAACAAUAGUGCGUCUGUACCAUAUCAAAAUUAACAUAAACGAAGAUUACUGGUAAAUUAACAUUUUCCAAGCUAUGCGAAAUGUCUUGAGUACAGUUCUAUCUUGGGAAAUGAAUGAGUGUGUUAGUUUCUUAAUUCUUUUGAUGUGGCCUUCAAAUUAAUGUUCUUAGGUCCAAGUGUUGCAUUGUAAUGUGUCAGAUCUCCAGAUUACUUCCCUUUAUGCAACAAGGUCAAAAUUGUCUAUAAAGAUUUUUCUCCAUGCCAUCUGUAAAUUCUUGACUGUUCUUUGGUGUACCUAGCUAAAUCCAAAUUACCGUUGAUGUCAUUUUUCAUUGAAUUACAAUAUCUUGCUAGUUAGCAUAGAUAUUGUGACAUGUAAAUAAUCGUUUAAACCAAAGAGAAAAUUACCAAUUAUUUUCCUUUUCUGUUAUAUCUCGCACGUAAACUUCAGCCUUAUUGAUGUUUUGUCGAACAGUUCUUUACAUUUAUUUUUAUUACAUGAUUUUUUUUUCCUUUUUUUUGAGAAUAGGCAUUAACAGUUUUGAUUUUGCUUAUGAUUAAUGCAUUUUUCAUUUUGGAAUAGUGCUGAAUAUGAAAUGCAUCCUGUUUGUACGCUCCACAUCAUUUUCUUGAUGGCACUUUUAUCAGUGCGCGCAUAUAUUUCUUUUUAUAGGACAGCUGGUACACUAGCUAAUAGUGUAUAUACAUUUUUUCCAUCCUCCAUCGGGGUACUCGCACACUAAAAAUUUUGUUUAGGGACAUGUUAACAGAUUGGCAUCCUCUUUCCAACACCCAAUAUUUUUUUUCUUUCUCUCGUACUGAUUUCGUUGUAGUGUAGUACUGUUUUUCAACCUGUUUUUGUAUUCUUUUUAUGGAUGUGUUCUCAUUUAUCUGUCUUUGUGACUAUAUAUCAUACUUAUGUCAUUUAUAUAAAACCAAGAGAUUAAGCAAUUAUAGCAAACCGAUAAAAUUUAUAUUUGUAUCCAUUUUAUUUUUGAGGUUUUAACUUACUGUAAAAUGACAAAUUUAGCUUGACUUAAAAAAUUGAUCAGUAACUUGUGGUUAGCAUGCCACUUAGGUAUUGCAAAUUGCAUGUUAUUUUUUAUUUUUUUUUUUUUACAUAGAUUGCAUUGGGUAAUAUAAAACUUUAGUACUGUACUGGUUGAAAAAUCACUUUUGGGCAUUAUAAAUUUGGUAAAGGCAACAAGUUCUGCCAAUUAGGAAGCCUUUAAUUAGAUCAAAGAUCAAACAGUUGCCAAGGAACCCAGUUAUUUUAAGCAAUUUGUUUUAACUUCCCAAGACAGCUUUACUUGUAUGAUUAUGGUAAUUUCAGUUACAGUAUCAACUUAUUUUUGCUGGUAGUAGCCGACAUAAAUAUGAAGAUAGUUUUGCGGUAUAUGUGAACACAAUCCAGUGUAUUGCUUUCAUUACCAAAUGUCCGUCCAUAUAAAAAUUUUUCCCAAGGCCCUCCUCAAUCUGGAUUCGACCUUUUUUUUUUUUCCCUCUAAUAUUUGGCACGCAAGAUCAGGAUAAUGAAUGCCUUUCUCUUCUAUUUUCAUUGAAGAUUAGUACUGCAGUUUAUAAGUAAAUAAUUUUCUGUUGAACGAACAUUGUAAAACUAAUUGAUAUUGCCCGAAGAUGUCCCUAGUUGUAGUCGUAGACCAAGAGCUACUUUAGUUACAUUUUGGAUGUGCCACAUAUAUUUAAAUGUAUGUAAUACUUCUAAAUUUGGCAACUGUACUAUUCGUUGUGUUACCAGUUUAGAGGUAUUGAACUGAACUGUAAGCACUGAUGAAAUGUUCCUGACAUAGCUUGUGGUCUAAGAUCCUUCUGGUCUAAGAUCCCUCUAAUUAAUAUGUUGAGAAUUUAUUUUUUAAGUAUUGUUCUGUAACUUUUAGUCAAGUUAUUUAUGCUUUUGGCAGCCAAUGGUAUGAGAGUGCAAUGCAGAUUUUAUUGACUGAAUUUAAGAGGUUCUAUUGUACUACUUUCAAAAGGUCUUAAAAUUAAGAGCAGCUUUUACGUAAAAGUCAUUUGACCAUGGAAAAAUGAUGCCAGUAAAGUAUCAUGGACCAAUUCUUCAAUUGUCUUGAAGCCUUUAGGUGUGUGCCUUGAAUUUUAUAAUAUAAUGACAUUCCAGUUAAUGCUCGACGCGUCACAGGAUUAUCUUUGUACUUUGGUGUAUUCAAAUAAAACGACAUGAGAACAGUUAAAAA